This is a messenger RNA of Cucumis sativus (cucumber), 1441 nucleotides long. RefSeq names its product serine acetyltransferase 5. The transcript is spliced from 3 exons. Gene Ontology annotation, cellular component: cytosol; cytoplasm. Bases 333 to 1217 code for a protein of 294 amino acids. Gene Ontology annotation, molecular function: L-serine O-acetyltransferase activity. NCBI's taxonomy places the organism in Eukaryota, Viridiplantae, Streptophyta, Magnoliopsida, Cucurbitales, Cucurbitaceae. The record is from RefSeq and is a predicted model, not a curated record.
UGGAGUAUUUGUAAAUUUGUAAAAGGUUUGAUAUAUAUGCAAAUUUUUAUGAAACCAAUUCCUAUAUUUAGAAUUAUAAAAAAGAAAAAAGAAAAAUUAAAGCUCUGACGAAUCUCAUCCAUUUCUUUCUCUUCUUCUCUCCUCCGGUUCUUGGAAAACUCCACCCCUAGUCCUCUGUUGGCCGGACCAGCUUCAACCUUCAAGAAGCUUCCGGCGGCGCCUGCACCGCAGCCUCUUUGACGAUUGCCACCUUCCAGGUAGCCACGCCACUCUUUUCCAGAGAACCCACGGCGUUUGACGAUUUCAGCGAUUUGGUAUCACCAACCCAAGCCAUGCCAAUCGGUGAGCUUCGAUUUUCAUCUCAGUCUCCGACAGCAGUGGUGGAUUCUACUAUGAAUAAUGAUGAGACAUGGCUCUGGGGGCAAAUCAAAGCAGAGGCACGGCAAGAUGCGGAGUCAGAGCCAGCCCUGGCUAGCUAUCUCUACUCGACAAUUUUGUCGCAUUCAUCACUCGAGAGAUCACUUUCGUUUCAUUUGGGGAACAAACUCUGCUCUUCCACGCUUCUUUCCACUCUACUUUACGAUCUUUUCCUCAACGCUUUCUCCACUGAUUAUGGUCUACGAUCAGCUGCUGUCGCUGAUUUGCGAGCAGCUCGUGAACGGGACCCAGCCUGUGUUUCAUAUUCACAUUGCCUUCUCAAUUACAAAGGUUUCUUAGCCUGCCAGGCUCAUCGUGUGGCUCACAAGCUGUGGAAUCAAUCACGUAGGCCGCUAGCACUAGCACUUCAAUCACGCAUUGCUGAUGUCUUUGCUGUCGACAUUCAUCCUGCAGCAAGAAUUGGGAAAGGCAUUCUGUUCGAUCAUGCUACUGGUGUAGUGGUUGGUGAGACAGCAGUGAUAGGCAACAAUGUCUCAAUUCUUCAUCAUGUCACACUGGGAGGGACAGGAAAGAUGUGUGGAGACAGACAUCCAAAGAUUGGGGAUGGUGUCUUAAUUGGCGCUGGAGCAACCAUUCUCGGCAAUGUGAAGAUUGGAGAAGGAGCUAAAAUUGGGGCAGGAUCUGUGGUGCUCAUUGAUGUGCCACCACGAACAACUGCCGUGGGAAAUCCCGCAAGGCUGGUGGGGGGGAAGGAGAAACCAUCGCAGCUCGAGGAUAUUCCUGGAGAAUCCAUGGAUCAUACUUCUUUCAUAUCCGAAUGGUCAGAUUACAUAAUUUGAUAGUGUUUUAUACAAAUGAGUGGUUCUACAUUUUCGUCUCUCCGGCAUUGCAACUGUGGAUUUUACUUUCCAUUUAUGCCCUUGUGAUUACAAUAACCAUUAGAGCAGAUACAUCGACACUCUUUUAGGGGAGGCUUCCCCUGUAGUAUAUUCACACUCUUUUGCAACUUCUUAUCAGAGAAUACAUUUUGGCAAAUAAAUAAAAUGCAAUAACUUAACAAAUA